AUGAAGCUGAGGGAAGGCAAAAAAUUGGAUUCAGAGCUUGGCAGGAAGUGGGACUGGUGCUUGGUGGAUAUGGUCAUGAAAAUAGGAAGAAUGUGGUCAUUAGCCUUUGUUUCUGGAAUGGAUGUGGUAAUGGCCUACUCUAACCAUCAACACGAUUUCCAGUCUCCGUAUCUUCUUCAUGGAAAAUAUGUCAAAGAGCAAUGA
Elephantulus edwardii (Cape elephant shrew) is the source of this 204-nucleotide messenger RNA. RefSeq names its product mitochondrial inner membrane organizing system protein 1-like. The transcript is spliced from 2 exons. The coding region runs from base 1 to 204 and encodes 67 amino acids. Gene Ontology annotation, cellular component: mitochondrion; MICOS complex; mitochondrial inner membrane. The record is from RefSeq and is a predicted model, not a curated record. Lineage: Eukaryota; Metazoa; Chordata; Mammalia; Macroscelidea; Macroscelididae.